Messenger RNA from Protobothrops mucrosquamatus (brown spotted pit viper), 1536 nucleotides. Its product is annotated as general transcription factor IIH subunit 2. Bases 54 to 1241 code for a protein of 395 amino acids. Gene Ontology annotation, molecular function: zinc ion binding. The transcript is spliced from 16 exons. The record is from RefSeq and is a predicted model, not a curated record. Lineage: Eukaryota; Metazoa; Chordata; Lepidosauria; Squamata; Viperidae. Gene Ontology annotation, biological process: regulation of transcription by RNA polymerase II; DNA-templated transcription; nucleotide-excision repair. Gene Ontology annotation, cellular component: transcription factor TFIIH holo complex; transcription factor TFIIH core complex.
UUUUUUUACUCCUUCUGUCAGCUAAGAAACGCUGAAAACAUUGACUCAAAGAAAUGGAUGAUGAACCUGAAAGAACCAAACGGUGGGAAGGGGGUUAUGAAAGAACAUGGGAAAUUCUUAAAGAAGAUGAAUCUGGAUCAUUAAAAGCGACUAUAGAAGAUAUUCUCUUCAAAGCCAAGAGAAAAAGAACUUUUGAACAUCAUGGACAAGUACGACUUGGGAUGAUGCGCCAUCUGUAUGUCAUAGUAGAUGGAUCACGAACAAUGGAAGAUCAAGAUUUAAAACCUAAUAGAUUAACGUGUUCCUUAAAGCUACUGGAAUAUUUUGUUGAAGAAUAUUUUGAUCAAAAUCCUAUUAGCCAGAUUGGCAUCAUUGUAACUAAGAGUAAAAGAGCUGAAAAACUGACUGAACUUUCAGGGAAUCCAAGGAAACAUAUAACAGCUCUGAAAAAAGCUGUAGAUAUGACCUGCCUAGGAGAGCCUUCUCUAUAUAAUGCCUUAAAUUUAGCCACUCAAACAUUAAAGCACAUGCCAGGACAUACAAGUCGAGAAGUUUUAGUAAUACUCAGCAGCCUAACAACAUGUGAUCCCUCAAAUAUAUAUGACCUAAUAAAGUCCUUAAAAUCAGUUAAGAUCAGAGUGUCUGUUAUUGGUCUUUCUGCUGAAGUUCGAGUAUGCACUGUGCUUGCCAGAGAAACUGGUGGAACCUACCACGUUAUUUUAGACGAAAGCCAUUACAAGGAGCUCCUGAUGCAUCAUGUCAGUCCACCACCGGCCAGUUCUAGUUCUGAAAGUUCUCUUAUUCGAAUGGGCUUUCCUCAGCACACAAUUGCGCUAAUGGCUGACCAGGAUGCAAAACCAUCUUUUAGCAUGGCGCAUCUGGAAAACAGCAAUGACCCAGGCCUUACAUUAGGAGGAUAUUUCUGUCCCCAGUGUAGAGCCAAAUAUUGUGAACUCCCUGUGGAAUGCAAAGUGUGUGGACUUACACUAGUGUCUGCACCACACCUGGCUCGAUCGUACCAUCACCUAUUUCCUUUGGAUGCCUUUGAGGAAGUCCCAGUGGAACAGUAUAUGGGGGAAAGGUAUUGUCAGGGAUGUCAGGGAGAAAUCAGAGAUCAUCAUGUCUACAUCUGUAAAGUCUGUCAUAGUGUAUUUUGUGUUGAAUGUGAUCUUUUUGCUCAUGAUACCUUGCACUGCUGUCCAGGUUGCAUUCACAGCCAUCCUGGUCCUCCCUGUAUUUGAUGCCUCUCAUUAAAUAUUACUUCUUGUACAUUCCUCUGAGCAGAGAAUCUUCACCAGUUAUUGAACAUCUUCAACAAAUUAGGUUAAAGAGAAAGAUAAGGAAGAUGAGUCACCUGGAGGUGUAUCUAAAUAUGAUUUUAUGCACCAUUCUAUAAUGUAUUUAAUGGACACAUAAUUCUGUGUGUUACCUGUAUUUGUUUUUGCUAAUGUUCUUUUGGAACAAUAUGGAAUAAUGUGCCAAAUUUAUUUUGAAAAUAUUAAAAUGGACAUGUGCACUUAAAAUAUGAAUCUUAUU